Molecule: messenger RNA, 851 nt
Organism: Rubroshorea leprosula
Lineage: Eukaryota; Viridiplantae; Streptophyta; Magnoliopsida; Malvales; Dipterocarpaceae
Source: the annotation of a GenBank genome assembly
AAUGCGAAGGCAUUCUUCGCAUAGUGGAUGCACUUGGAAAUCAUUCUCCAUAUUUCCAGAUGAGGGUUGAUAUACGUAAUAGAAAUGGGCCAUCCCCGCUGCAAAAAUGCACUGCAGCCACCGGGUGUUGGCUUAUGGAGUGGGUGCUGAUGCUGUGGAUGAUUAUGUGCCAAGUGGGGAAAGUACUGUAAUAGAGUGCUUAAAGAAAUUUGUCCGAGCUGUGAUUGAGGUCUUUAAGGACGAAUACUUGAGAAAGGUCUUUAAGGACGAAUACUUGAGAAGGCCCACGGCCGAGGACGUCCAGCUCCUACUCCAAAUGGGGGAGGCGCGAGGCUUCCCUCGUAUGAUAUUGAUUGCAUGCACUGGGAAUGGAAAAACUGUCCAGCUGCAUGGAAAGGCAUGUUUGUUCAGGCUGAUCAUGUCAAACCAACAAUCAUGGCAGAAGCUGUGGCUUCUGCAGACUUGUCGAUCUCCCAAGUUCCAAUAUAUAGUGAACGGUUCUCAGCACAAUAUAGGAUAUUAUCUAAGAGAUAGUAUCCAUCCUGAGUGGGCAAUGCUUGUCAAUUCCAUCCCCAUGCCACAAGGACCAAAGAGGAUUGUCAAGGAUGAACGAGGUAAAUAUGGUGGAGGUAAUGAUGAUUUCGAAUACGAUAAUGCCGACAAUGGUAUACAAAACCCUCAAGUUUCUCGGGCACUUCUUCCUGCCUACGAAGUAUGAAAUAUUCCUCCAAAAUAAUAAGCUUAUUCAUAAUAGGACAAAGCGCCAUCAACUCCAAGCCGACUUGGUGGAGCAUUUGUGGCAACACUUCGGAGGCGAUAAUAAUAGCCAUUAAUAAAUUGUAAUUAUUUUU